AUGGCCUCAAAUCCACAGGAUGGGCAACCGAUGCCCGGCGAUAAGACCCUGCAUGUCUGGUCGAAACCCAUAGAGCAAAACGAAGCUACUACAGUCAACGGUGAACAUGGAGCGACACCGACGAAUACUAGGCCAACUAUUUCAGAGGCCGUUUCUAUGAUCAAGAAGGAUGAUUUCACGAAUGUUGCAAAUACCCCCUGUGCUCGACAAGGCUUCAUCACAGGAAUAGCAUCCGGUGCCGGUAUUGGAGGAUUGAGGAGUGAAGGGAACCCCGGUAGCGCCGCGAACUGGGCUGUUGGAAUGUUUGUGCUUGGAAGCAUGGCAUCAUACGAAUGGUGCCAGUAUCUACGCCGCGAGGAGCGUCGACAAAUGAAACGACACAUUGAGGUGGUGUCAGAGAAUAGGAGAGAGCAAGCAAGAAAGAUCCAAGAAGCAAGGCGUGAGCACGACAAACUGGAGGCUGAAAAGAAGGCGGCAGUAAAGCCAUGGUAUAAGGUCUGGUGA
Fusarium subglutinans is the source of this 504-nucleotide messenger RNA. RefSeq names its product Cox20 FAM36A. The coding region runs from base 1 to 504 and encodes 167 amino acids. The record is from RefSeq and is a predicted model, not a curated record. Gene Ontology annotation, biological process: mitochondrial respiratory chain complex IV assembly. The transcript has 2 exons. NCBI's taxonomy places the organism in Eukaryota, Fungi, Ascomycota, Sordariomycetes, Hypocreales, Nectriaceae. Gene Ontology annotation, cellular component: mitochondrion; mitochondrial inner membrane.